AUGGACUGCGUACUCUGCAAAGUGUUUGGAAAAUGCAGUGACCCUGCUUGGGGCGCCAUGGCCGGCGGAGAAGAAGGGAAACCCAAGCCGCUCGAGUUGACGCCGACAUGGAUCGUGGCGUCCAUCUGCUCCGCCAUCGUCAUCAUCUCCCUCGUCUUCGAGCGCUUGCUCCACCGCCUAGGCAAGAGGAUGAUGAGGAGCAGUAAGAAGCCGCUGUAUGAGGUCCUCCUCAGGGUGAAGGAGGAGCUCAUGGUGCUGGGAUUCAUAUCGCUGCUGCUCGCCGUGUUCCAGGGGGUCAUGGGGAGGCUGUGCGUGCGACGGAGCGUCAUGGGCCACAUGCUGCCCUGCAAGCCACCUGCGCCGGACGGCGUCGCCGAGACCGCGCACUUCGUUCUGGGCGGGGCCAGGCGGCUUCUGGCCGCUGGAGCCGCCUCCGAUGAUCACUGCCUAAAAAAGGGCAAAGUUCCGGUACUCUCUGUUGAAGCUAUUCAUCAGUUGCACAUAUUUAUCUUCAUCUUGGCGGUCACUCAUUUUGUUCUCAGCGCGUCUACCAUUAUUCUAGGAACUGUGCAGACGAGAAAUUGGCAUCACUGGGAGAGCAAGAUUCAUGCAAAUGGUGAUAAUGCUCCUGAAAUGAUCAAGCAUGUUCAAGAGUUCAAGUUUAUUCAAGACCAUUUUAAAGGUCACAAAAAACGGUGGAGGAUAUUUGGUUGGAUGUGUUCAUUCUUCAAACAAUUCUAUGGAUCGGUCACUGAGGAAGACUACACAACAAUGCGACUUGGUUUCGUCAUGAAACAUUGUAACCCAACAUUCAAUUUUUACAAUUACAUGAUCAGAGCGUUGGAGGUUGAUUUCAAGAAGGUUGUUGGUAUUAGUUGGUACCUCUGGGCAUUGCUCAUGGUAUUCUUGUUGUUGAAUGUUCAAGGUUUGUAUGUCUACAUUUGGAUAUCGUUAGUUCCAUUCAUUAUGCUACUUUUGGUUGGAAGCAAGAUGGAGCACAUCAUUACAGAAUUGGCUUACGAGGUUGCACAAAAGCAUACGGCGAUUCAAGGAGAUUUAGUAGUGGCUCCUUCAGAUGAUUUCUUUUGGUUCCAUCGGCCAAAGUUGGUCCUUUUGUUGAUCCACAUUGUCCUAUUCCAAAACGCAUUUGAGAUUGCACUAUUCUUUUGGCUCUUGGUGACAUAUGGAUUUAAAUCAUGCAUCAUGGGAAAUCGAGCAUAUGCUAUAGCUCGAGUUGUCAUAAGUGUCAUUAGCCAACUCGUUUGUUGUUACAUCACCCUACCGCUUUAUGCCAUCGUCUCUCAUAUGGGGAGUUCUUUCAAAAGAGUUAUGUUUGACGAAAACGUGACUGAAGGCCUUGUCAACUGGGCUGAAAAGGCUAGGAGACGCAGAGGAAUCCCAAGUAGAACACCUGCAGACGUAGGCAACUCGCAAGUUGAUGAGGCAAGUGAUGUUGCAGUUCAAAUAACAAAUGCACAUGCAGACUCAUUGGUGAAGUAA
Molecule: messenger RNA, 1500 nt
Organism: Triticum turgidum subsp. durum (durum wheat)
Lineage: Eukaryota; Viridiplantae; Streptophyta; Magnoliopsida; Poales; Poaceae
Source: the annotation of a GenBank genome assembly